Cyprinodon tularosa is the source of this 2530-nucleotide messenger RNA. Its product is annotated as potassium voltage-gated channel subfamily A member 1-like. Bases 710 to 2200 code for a protein of 496 amino acids. Gene Ontology annotation, cellular component: membrane; dendrite; neuronal cell body. Gene Ontology annotation, molecular function: protein binding; delayed rectifier potassium channel activity. NCBI's taxonomy places the organism in Eukaryota, Metazoa, Chordata, Actinopteri, Cyprinodontiformes, Cyprinodontidae. The record is from RefSeq and is a predicted model, not a curated record. Gene Ontology annotation, biological process: potassium ion transmembrane transport; protein homooligomerization. The transcript has 2 exons.
CUCUCUCCGUCCCUGAUUCACUCACUCCUCUUCCCUCUCCUCAUGAAAUUCUGCAAUAUGCUUCCAAAUUAACGGACACGUAUCUGGUCUUCGCAGCGGGAUCCUCUACCUCCUUUUCCCUCCUCUCCUCCUCUGAUUUUUCCAAACGUUUUUUUUUUCUUCAUGCAGCAAAGUCCAGUCGUUCCCAUCAGAAUGUGAGCUUCAAGCGUAUUAUUCCUCCUCUCCCUUCUCCUCCUCCUCCUCCUCCUCCUCCUCAUUUUCCAGUAUGAUUUUAAGAAAUAGUCAGUCUGGAUUUCUGCUGCUGCAUUCACAGCCGUCAGAAACCACCUCCUCUUCCUCCUCCUCCUUCUCCUGCAGGCUGCACCGACUGACGCUGAAAACUAACACCAAGAGGAUACGGAUGUUGACCAAGACAACAUAGUCUAUUAAUAUUUCAGAGACACUGUAAAGAGAUAUCUGCUGGUAUUAAAGCCAAAGUUGAGGUGGGCGGCUGGUGAGGACGAUCAGUUCCAUCUGCAAACUCAGGUGUCAGACGAGGCACUGCUGAGGGAACGUUCAGUUCAGAGAUGAUGGCAAUGGUGAGGAUGAUGAUGGUGAUAGGGAGGGAGGCUCUGCGCAUCUCCUGGCAUCUGUAGGAGCGUCUCCACUCCAACCUGCCCCCACCCCCUACACACCGUUUCCCCUUCCUGCCCAUCACCCGACAGGAAGGAUGACUGUGGUGUCCACAGAAAACAUGGACGAUACCUCCACCCUGCCGGGUCACCCACAGGACCCCUACCCGCUCGACGACGACCACAAUGACCAUGACUGUUGUGAGCGGGUCGUUAUUAACAUCUCUGGGCUGCGUUUUGAGACCCAGCUGAAGACCCUUGCCCAGUUCCCAGAAACACUGCUAGGGAACCCCAAGAAAAGAAUGCGCUACUUUGACCCCUUAAGAAACGAGUAUUUCUUUGACCGGAACCGUCCCAGCUUUGACGCCAUCUUGUAUUAUUACCAGUCCGGAGGACGACUGAGGAGGCCAGUCAACGUCCCUCUGGACAUGUUCUCAGAGGAGAUAAAGUUUUACGAACUCGGUGCAGAAGCUAUGGAGAAAUUUAGGGAGGAUGAGGGAUUUAUCCGGGAAGAAGAGCGGCCUUUGCCAGAAAAGGAGUUCCAGCGGCAGAUUUGGCUCCUCUUUGAGCAUCCGGAGAGCUCUGGGCCAGCCAGGGGGAUUGCCAUCGUCUCAGUUAUGGUCAUUCUUAUUUCAAUUGUCAUAUUUUGCUUGGAGACUUUACCGGAGCUAAAGGAGGACCCUAAUGACCGCAUUCACCAGGUGGGCAACACCACCAUGUAUUACAAGGCAAAUGUUCUAACAGACCCUUUCUUUGUGGUGGAGACGCUCUGCAUCAUCUGGUUUUCCUUUGAACUAAUAGUCCGUUUCUUUGCUUGCCCGAGCAAAGCAGCAUUCUUUAAGAACAUGAUGAACACUAUUGAUAUUGUGGCUAUAAUCCCAUACUUUAUCACUCUUGGCACAGAGCUAGCUGAUGACCAAGAGAACAAGGAGGGUAGGGGAGGAGGGGAACAGGCCACUUCUCUAGCCAUUCUCAGGGUGAUUCGUCUUGUGAGGGUAUUCCGGAUAUUCAAACUCUCCCGACACUCCAAAGGGCUCCAGAUUCUGGGGCAAACUCUCAAAGCAAGCAUGAGGGAGCUGGGGUUGCUCAUUUUCUUCCUCUUCAUUGGUGUGAUUUUAUUUUCCAGUGCAGUUUACUUUGCUGAAGCUGAGGAAAAGGAGUCGUUCUUCACCAGCAUCCCAGAUGCUUUUUGGUGGGCUGUGGUGUCGAUGACAACCGUUGGCUAUGGGGACAUGUACCCUGUGACCAUUGGAGGGAAAAUUGUUGGAUCUCUUUGCGCCAUUGCUGGUGUGUUGACCAUUGCACUGCCUGUGCCAGUCAUUGUGUCCAACUUCAACUACUUCUACCACCGGGAGACGGAAGGGGAGGAGCAAGCACAGCUGCUCAACAUCAGCAACCAGAACUUGGCAUCAGAAACCAACUCAAGCCGCCGCACUUCCUCUGUUGUCAGCAAGUCGGAGUACAUGGAGAUAGAUGAGGACUUGAACAACAGCAUUGAUAACUUUAGGGAAGCAAACCUUAGGACUGCCAACUGCACUGCCCCCAGCCAGAACUGUGUUAACAGGGGGAAGCUGCUCACCGACGUGUGAGACAGUACCUGGCACACUGCUGUACAUAUUGUAGAAAUCUCUGGAUGCUUUAACUAUAGGUGCAUUUUAAUCUUUUUUUAAACAUUAUUCUUUUAAAAUAGACUUUAAUACAUUCAUUAAGAGGCAAAACUGAGCAGAUCUUGGCAAAAAACUUGUGUUUUAAAUUUGUAUUCAUUCCAAAAAUAUACCAUGGCCUUCACAGGCAAUUUUGCAUAUCAAAUUCAAUUAUGUGUGACCAGGGACAGGAUUCAGAUGUAAGACACCAUCCCGGACAAGUCCCCAAUAAUUUUACCUGGGUCCUAGGGUUAAAAAACAAUAUAUAUAUAUAUA